CCCCUUCACUUCAUUUAGACUGUCGCUUGGAGUGGAUAUACCGGGAAUGGGAUCUUCAUCGAGAGCUAAGAAAAACUUUAAUUUUUUCCGCGUUUAUGCCCUUCAGAGACUCCUCUUUAUCUUGCGGGAAUAAUUGGGAGCAAACAAAAAACAAGACAUUAUUUUCCAAUGUGAAGAAUCGUAAUUGAGAGUGUAAGAAGUUUCCUGAAAAGAAAUACGAAUGGGAUAAAUUCUGUGAUCAAGAUUAGUAAAAGGGAUUUAAUAUUCGGAACCUUUCCCUAAAUCAAUUUGACAGAUUUUCAAAAUUAAAUAAAUUAAAAAGAGCUCUUGUUUAAAAUAACAACAACCUUGUCAAUUGAACUGCACGUUAAAGUGUUGUUGAUUAAGGCAAAAAUCUAUUAUAGGGGCCAUAGUGAGUGAUAUUUUAGAAGCUGAUUGGUUUUCCAAAGUUGCGCGUGUGUAUGGAGAGUAGCUCAGACACCUGUAUUCGUCAUGGCGAAGUGGUUUAAAGAUUUCCCAACUAGUUUGAAGACUGGAUCCGAUCGGAUCCGUUCUGCUUCGGAAUCGGGAACCCAGUCCCGCCCCAAACCGGUUCUGGCCGUUGGUACUGGUUCGAAGGGAAGUCUGCGUAAAAAUUCUGGAGCUGAAAACGGUGGUAGUGGUGGUGGUGGUGGUGGUGUGGGUUCGCUGCUCCACGGGAGAAAUCGUAAAAAUUCGGCCAUCGAGCUGGGACGAAACCACUCCAGCACCGGCUCGAUGAAAGACGGGAAGAUAUGGGAAAUUCUGAUCCCUGGGAAAAGUAAGAAAAACACAAAAAUGGAAGGGUUUGAAGACCAUCGCACCCUGCGGACCACCAGUCUCGCUGACGCGUACAUGAGCAGAAUGAUCAAGGUUAAUGAUCCAAAAUCCAGUCCAGGAGGAUCAUCCCCGGACAGCGAGAGGGCCAAGUCACCAAUCAGAACCGAAACAAUCAUCCUGGAGGAUUAUGCUGUCCCAUUUGAUGCUGAGAAAACAAGGGAACAGAGAGAGGCUGAAAGAGAAGGAGAGAAUGAUGGCUACAUGGAACCUUAUGAUGCCCAGCUCAUUAUUACAGAGAUUCGCCGGCGAGGCUCGAAGGACCUGCUGAAAGUGUGUGUAGUGUUGAAUGGAGGAGAGAGUGAGGGGUCUGGACCCCCACAGAUUUAUGAUGUACCAUAUGAAGAGGUUCUGGAGGGAAUUCCCUUGACCCGACCUGAGUCCGACUCCAGACCACUGGCGGAGUAUGAGCUGCCCUGGGAGUGGAAGAAGGAGCAGAUUGUUAGAGCACUGUCAGCUCAGUUCGAUGGAGUGGAGCGCGUGUCGAAGGAAGAAUCAGGUUCUCCUACUGUAAAACAGCAGACCCUGAGACAUAAGAGCUGGACCCCCAAAUCUCUUCGACCGAAUCCCCCCUCCCCGACUUCCCCAUCGUCUCCCAGCAUUAUCCCAGACAGUGAGACACCAAUAGUUGAUCCCACCCUGCCUUUGGAGAAACAGAGCUGGUAUCAUGGCAGUGUGAGUCGUCAGGAGGCGGAGGCUCAGCUGCAGCACUGUAGGGAGGCCAGCUUCCUGGUGCGAGACAGCGAAUCGGCUACUAGCAAGUACUCCAUCGCCCUUAAGACGAGUCAAGGAUGUGUGCACAUCAUCGUAGCGCAGACUAAAGAAUGCGGCUACACGCUGGAAAAGAGCAGCUGUGUGUUCCCAAGCAUCCCAGAAGUGGUGCACCACUACUGUACCCAGCGCCUACCUUUCACCGGGGCAGAACACAUGACCCUACAACACCCCGUACCACGCACACACUGAACACACACACACACACAUGCUAAACGUAUACAUAUACACAGCGUUCUCUGGUGCAAAGACAUGAAUGUAAUACCGUGGUGCCUGCCAAUCGCAUGCCAGCAAAUUACAGUUUAACUCUUUUUCUUACUG
Rhinichthys klamathensis goyatoka is the source of this 1947-nucleotide messenger RNA. RefSeq names its product Src homology 2 domain containing E (gene she). The coding region runs from base 493 to 1818 and encodes 441 amino acids. The record is from RefSeq and is a predicted model, not a curated record. NCBI's taxonomy places the organism in Eukaryota, Metazoa, Chordata, Actinopteri, Cypriniformes, Leuciscidae. Gene Ontology annotation, molecular function: phosphotyrosine residue binding. The transcript is spliced from 6 exons.